Molecule: messenger RNA, 1779 nt
Organism: Plenodomus lingam JN3
Lineage: Eukaryota; Fungi; Ascomycota; Dothideomycetes; Pleosporales; Leptosphaeriaceae
Biological process (GO): protein localization to vacuole
Cellular component (GO): vacuolar membrane
Source: RefSeq, a predicted model, not a curated record
AUGGCGCUCAUUCAGACCAGCCUCAUCUGGGUGGCCUACGCCAUCGCAGUAGGCAUCCUCUUCCUGAUCGCCUCGACUUUCGUCUACGUCUACCAGAAGCCAAGUGAACGCGCUGCUUCCGUCACCAUUGUCUGCAUCUUCACCACUCUCGCCUUGCUGGCCACGGUGUUGCUUAUCCCUGUCGACGUCGCACUCGUCUCAUCUACCUCGAGAUCAAGUCUAGGCCAAAAGAAGGACUGGGCCACCCCAGACAAGGUCGACAGCAUCGUCUACACGUUGCGCAUUGUCUACUACACGCUGUACUCCCUCGAUGCAGUCUUGUGUCUGCUCGUGAUUCCUUUUACCUACUUCUGGUACGAGGAAUACGACGAGGACGCGACCGAGCAUGGGGAGCAGACUGCAGGCCAGCGUAUCUGGGGCGCAGUCAAGUAUACACUUGCUUUCCUUGUCUUUGUAGUGGCCAUCUUCUUGGUAGGCUUCUUCGUUCCCUUUGCAAAGCAAGCCAAGGACGACAAGCGCCUGGAUCUCGACUACUUCAAGCACCUUCUUGCUGAGAAUCAUGGCGAGCGCGCUCUUUCUUUUGGUCUCGGUCUUCUCAUCACUGUCGGGACUCUCCUUUUUGUGCUCUACACGGGUGCUGGUAUGGCGCUCCUUCCUGUUGCCAUGAUCAAGUCUGCGCCUUCCAUGUCAGCCCCCACGCUAGCCGCCAAUACUGCCUCGCAGCUCGAGAACAACCGCGAGCGCCAGAGACAACUCGAGGGUCGCAAUGAGGGGCGUGAUGGUGGUCUCGAUGCUCGCGACAGACGUGAGCUUGAUGCCCUCGUCCGCGAAGAGCGCACGCUUAUUCGCCGCGAGCGUCUAGCUGCUGAGACCAGCGGAACGGAUCGUCACUGGAUCGUCAAAGCCUGGAUCAAGACUGAGGCUUUCUUCCGGCCCCUCAAACUAGUUGGUGGAUUGCUCCUCAUGGUCUUUGCCCUUGUCAUCUUCGCUAGCAUGCUCAUCACGGGUAUCGACAAGGCGAAGAACUCCAUCUGUGGCGCCCACUGCGGUUACAUUCUUGGCCACAUCAACAUCUUCCAGCCGCUGAACUAUAUUCUGGUCAAAUCUUCCAAAGUGUUCCCCAUCGAUUAUGUUCUGUUUCUCCUCCUGGUUCUCUUCUUCUUUUCAGCGUCUGUCGUCGGUAUCGCGACGGCUGGAAUUCGUUUCUUGUGGAUCACCAUCUUCAAGAUCCGCAAGGGUCAGACCUCUCCUCAAGCGUUGCUUAUGGCCACCGUCCUGCUCACGCUCAUCACGUUGGCCAUCAACUACUCAGUCGCCAUGGUUGUCGCUCCUCAAUACGCCACAUGGGGACCUCAGACCUACUGUGACAUGGACAUUAAUGGCGAGGGUGAGCAGCCCGACUGCUCAGAACACAAAGACCUAAUCAAGCCGUGCUCUGAACUGGCGACCAAUCCUUCUGCCCAAACUGUCUGCACACCUUCCGUUCUCAGCACGUUCAUCAAUCGCGUCACCAUCAACUUCCCCUUCUUUGGUGUUGUGCUCUUCUGGGCACAGUUCGCCUUCCUUGGCGUGUACCUCAUUGUCUUCCUCACCACGCUAUUCAAGGCACCCUCUCUAGACCAAGAGCAGGUCGAUCGUGAUCUCGAGGAGGAAGAGGAGGAAGGACUGCUCGCAAGCACGGGCCGCAGGUUCGGCGCUGCUUGGAGCGAUGUCACAGGCAACGCGAGGAAGCCCGCUACAUAUGGUACUACCGAAAGGAAUGGUGAGAGGUCGUUGUGA